AUGCGAGGAAUCUCGAAAGACGAGAAGACUGGGUACAUCAGGAAAGACCAAGAAGUGUCAUGCUGCUCCCUCCAACCAGUGGUGCCACUCCCACAAAGCCAGCCUGACUGCCAGCAGCUCCCUGUUACCUAUGUCAUAAUUUCGCUCGGCAGGGCUCAGAUGAGUCCUUUCGAAAAUUCUCAUUUGUCUCCUGAGUCGCUUUUGCCUCCGCUGGUCCCGACCACCCCUCUUUCGUCUUCUUCAUCUCUUUUACCUCCACUGGUCCCGUCCAGUCCUCCUCCAUCUCCCGAAUCACCUUCAUCUGCACUGGUCUAGUCCAGCCCUCCUUCAUCUCCUGAGUCUCCUUUGUCUCCGCUGGUCCCGUCCAGCCCUCCUUCGUCUCCUUCAUCUCCGCUGGUCCUGCCUAGCCCUCCUUCAUCUCCAGAGUCUCCUUCAUCACUGAUUGUCCCAUCCAGCCCUCCUUCGUCUCCUUCAUCUCCGCUGGUCCCGUCUAGCCCUCCUUCUUCUCCUGAGUCUCCUUCAUCUCUGCUGGUCCCGUCCAGCCCUCCUUCGUCUCCUUCAUUUCCACUGGUCCAGUCCAGCCCUCCUUCAACUCCUGAGUCUCCUUUGUCUCCACUGGUCCCAUCCAGCUCUCCUUCGUCUCCUGAGUCUCCUUCAUCUCUGCUGGUCCCGUCCAGCCCUUAUUUCGUCUCCUUCAUCUCCGCUGGUUCCGUCCAGCCCUCCUUCAUCUCCUGAGUCUCCUUUGUCUCCACUGUUCCGAUCCGGCCCUCCUUUGUCUCCUUCCUCUCUGCUGGUCCCGUCCAGCCCUCCUUCGUCUCCUUCAUCUCCACUGGUCCAGUCCAGCCCCCCUUCAUCUCCUUAGUCUCCU
Carassius gibelio (silver crucian carp) is the source of this 868-nucleotide messenger RNA. RefSeq lists its product as uncharacterized. The record is from RefSeq and is a predicted model, not a curated record. The transcript is spliced from 3 exons. Lineage: Eukaryota; Metazoa; Chordata; Actinopteri; Cypriniformes; Cyprinidae.